Porites lobata is the source of this 1237-nucleotide messenger RNA. The record is from the annotation of a GenBank genome assembly. NCBI's taxonomy places the organism in Eukaryota, Metazoa, Cnidaria, Anthozoa, Scleractinia, Poritidae.
CAUUUCCAAGAUGGCGGCUGUGAGGUAGCGUUUUUGCGUUUGUGAGCGCAAACAAUUUGUGGCAAUUUGUGAAUGUAUCAUCCUUCUUGGAGACACAGCCACAUCAUAAUCACAUAAAAUGAACAGAAGCAGUGGUUGUAAAGGUGCGUCAAAAGUUAAUUCAUCAACUAUGAACUUUUUUCAAGUUUUAUAUUCGUCUAGAUGGCCUGCAGGCUGAAGCGUGUGGGAUCGAGAGCGUCGUGUUCCAAGUGGUAGAGUUAGAAAUAAAUGCAAAGUAGAGCAAGAGUUAGGACUCCUGGUAUUGAGAUUAAGUUAGGGAUCUUCCACAUAUCCACUUUUUCCCCGCUGAACGUCAACUGAAUGUCUAGGUAAUGAGACAUCAAAAGUAUCCUCAAUCAACUCGUUACAUGUAUUUUCAUUUUUUUUUGCUUCAGGCUUGUUGAAGACUAUAAUAUGGCAGAUGUCAAAGUCUUUACCAGGCCUACAAGGGUGUGAUUGCCGCUUGCAGCGUUCAUUAGUUGUUUAUCAGUGGUCAAGAAAACUGAAUAAUUAUGCCUUUUUCCCAUCUUCUACUCAACGCACAAGUCAACAAGUCACAUUCUUUCCGUCUAGAUUUGCUAAGAUUUCCUGGUUGUCCAGUUUAAAAGUUUAUCCCUUGUCAUCUCGCCUUUGUUUUUCGAGCAAAGGUGAGAGCCAUAAAUUUCAAGAAAAUAACACAGUAACUUUAAAGAAAGACACUAAUUCACGGCUUUCAGACUCUAUGUCCAAGCUGAGUCACAUUGAUAGCAAAGGUCGGGCACAAAUGGUAGAUGUUGGCGCAAAGAAAGAUACAAGUAGGAUUGCUGUGGCAUCAGCUAAAGUGUACUUAGGUCCUGAAGCUUUUCACUUGGUAAAAGAAAACAAAAUUCAGAAAGGUGAUGUAUUGACUGUUGCUCAGUUGGCAGGGAUAAUGGCAUCUAAGUUGACUGCAAACCUUAUUCCUUUGUGUCAUAAUAUUAGCAUAACCCACUCCAAAGUCAAUUUGGAGCUGGAUGAUGAGAACUUCACUGUGUGCAUUACAGGAUCAGUUAACUCAGUUGGGAAAACAGGAGUAGAGAUGGAGUCACUGACUGCUGUUACUAUAGCUGCAUUGACUGUAUAUGACAUGUGCAAAGCUGUGUCACGUGAAAUUGUCAUCUCAGACAUUAAGCUUUUGAGAAAAAGUGGAGGAAAAAGUGGCGAUUAUCUUGCUCCUUAA